Aspergillus thermomutatus is the source of this 1851-nucleotide messenger RNA. RefSeq names its product putative capsular associated protein. Lineage: Eukaryota; Fungi; Ascomycota; Eurotiomycetes; Eurotiales; Aspergillaceae. The transcript has a single exon. The record is from RefSeq and is a predicted model, not a curated record. The coding region runs from base 1 to 1851 and encodes 616 amino acids.
AUGGUGAAAGUGUCUUUGUUGAAACUUCAAUUUGUCAGUCUCAUAUUUUCAGCAAUCUUAUUCACCCUGGGUUUCUGGUUGCUCACCAAUCGAACCAACAAACCACUAGGGUUUAAUAUACCAUACAACCACGCAGGUUCAUCACAAGGAAGCCAUCCUAUCGAUCAACUCAUCUUGAAAGCGGAUGCAGAAUGGCGAUCGCUGCUUGCAAAGGAGGCAAAAUCCUUCAAUGCAGCAGCCGACCAAUAUCGUCGCCGUCGGGGACGACAUCCACCACCCGGCUUCAAAGAGUGGUUCGAAUUCGCCCAGUCCAAUAAUGCGAUCAUUGUCGAAGAUUUUUUUGACCAAAUCUACGACGAUCUGAAUCCAUUCUGGGGCCUCCAACCGAGCGAGAUCCGACGACAGGCCCGAAGUCUCACACCCCGCAUCGCUGUUCGCAAUCAUAAAGCGACCGCUGUCACGGAGACGGAAGCACUGGGGUUAGACUCAUGGCUCAGUCUUGUACAGAGUAUCGAGCGGUAUCUUCCUGACCUCGACUUGCCGUUCAACCUUAUGGAUGAAUCUCGAAUCGUGGUGCCUUCGGAAACCAUGGCUGAAUACAUCAAAAAGGAACGUGCGAGCCGGCAGGAGAGGAGGGAUAAAAGUCCUGCAGAGUUUAUCACGGAAUAUACGGCUAUUACGGAUGAAGACAAGUUUGAGCAAUUCGAACCUCGCUUCCUGGGCACGAAUGAUGGCCAAUUCUGGGAUAUGGCUCGUGUCGGCUGCCCGCCAGACAGUCCGUCGCGCAAAAGUCACUCCAUCAAUCCAGAUUUCGUCUUGCCUGUGGCAAUGGACAACUUUCUGCAACACUCACAGAAUGGCUAUGUACACAACUGGACCCAGUCCAAGGAUAUUUGUUGGCGCCCUGAGAUGCAGGCUCUUCAUGGAACCUUUAUUGAGCCUAUAUCCAUUUCAACCACGCACGAAUUAUUUCCUCUCUUUGGAGGAUCCAAGCUUUCAGUCAAUAAUGAGAUCCUCAUACCUCCCGCUACAUAUUGGGCCAAGGGCAAGCAAUACUCUGGCGGCAGCGAUCACAGUGGUGAAUGGGAGUCAAAGAAAGACUCCUUGAUCUGGCGCGGGAUCGCGUCGGGGGGUCGAAACCGAGUCAACAACUGGACGGGAUUCCACCGCCAUCGCCUCCUAGCCAUGUUGAAUGGCACGUCUGUCACCGCUGCCGAACAGAACAAUUCUCAUUUUGUCAAUUUUAUUCUUCCCAGCUACGACUACUACCAUUUGGCCUCUGGUCGUGAUGGCCGCCUACCCGAGUUUGUGGAGGAACAUGUCGAUGUCGGCUUCAUCCAUCUAGUGUGCGACCCCUGUGCGCCAGGACAGCCCUGUAAUCACGAUUUGACGGACCCGCAUUGCUCCUACACGGAACCUUACUUUAGCCUCGUUCCCAAAAUGUCGGGCAAGCAGUAUGAUUACAAGUAUCUGCCUGACGUAGACGGCAAUUCCGUCAGCGGACGGUAUGACGGACAUCUACUGUCAACCUCUCUUCCAAUCAAAGCCACCAUUUACAACGAAUGGCAUGACUCCCGGCUCGUCCCUUGGGCCCAUUUCGUCCCCAUGGACUCGACCUUUCUGGAUAUCUACGGCAUCAUGGAGUACUUCAUUGGAUACGCCGGGGCCGGCCAUGACCACGUCGCCCGAAGGAUCGCCCUGAGCGGCAAGCUGUGGGCGGAGAAGGUGCUUCGCCCGGAAGAUAUGCAGAUCUACGUGUAUCGAUUGUUGCUUGAAUACGCGAGGAUCUGUGACGACAGGCGGGAAAUGCUGGGGGAUACUGAGGAUGUUUUGUGGGUCAUGCGUAUGUAG